AUGUCCGUGCACCGGAUCGGCUUCACAGAGCUUUCUGGUAGUCAGGGCGCUAGGGACGGACCUUUCCGAGUCAACAUCAUCUUUGUGCACGGCUUGCGAGGGCAUCCACAACACACAUGGGAGGACAGCCGGGACAGGGGCGGAGUGAACAGGGGCAAUAAGGACGCGGGAACGGCGACGCCACGCAAACGAGACAUCUUGGCGGCCCUCUUAAAGUCCAAGCCAUCGUCCUCAGCGUCGACUUCGACCACGACCCCAAUUGCCGACAAUGUAACGAGCGAAGAGCGCCCCAACAAGCUGUUCUGGCCCGAUGAAUAUCUUACACAGGACAUUCCCGAGGCGAGAGUAUGGACAUAUGGUUAUAAUGCAGACGCAAUCGGCGGGCUCUUCGAGGCGAACAACAAGAACAGCGUGUCGCAGCACGGCCAAGACUUUGCAGUGCGCGUCGAGCGGGAGAUCGGAAACCAGGACCCAAUUAUAUUCGUGGCGCACAGCCUCGGCGGCGUUAUCGUCAAAGAUGGGAUACGCCGAUCGUAUACGUGUCGCGCGCGAACGAAACUAGUCAUCUUCCUUGGCACGCCUCAUCGAGGAAGUACGUAUACAGGAUGGGGCGACAUCGCGUCGAAUCUCGCUCUUCUAGCACUGCAAGACUCGAACAAGAAGAUCGUCAAGGCGCUAGAGGUGAACAGCGAGGUCUUGGACAACAUCCAUGAGGAGUUUAAGACUAUUGCGGACAAGUCCCGAAUUCAGAUCCACUCGUUCCAGGAGGCACGGGGAAUAUCGGGCGUGAAGGGCAUACACAGCAAGGUUGUAGACGAUUUCUCCUCGAGGCUCGAUCUGCCGCGCUCCCUCGAGACUGUCGAGAGUAUUGACGCAAACCAUAUACAGAUGGCCAGAUGUGGUGAUAGGAUAGAUCCACAGUACCGGGCCAUCGUCGGCGUACUUCAGCAGUUCAUACGUCGUAUGGUGCUUGAUGGAAAUGGAACCGGGCUCCAGGAAAUGCCGGCGAUGGCGUCUGGAGUUGAGGCCAGUGUAGUAGAAACGGGAGGCGGGAUGGACAGGGCAUUGACGAAUCGUACCGCCCGGCCUUGCCACUAUAUUCCGCUCCCUGAGAACCGGCGCUUCGUCGGACGGGACAAGAUGCUCGACACCCUCAAAGAGAUGCUGUUCGUGCGCAAGGAGUGGCGGAAAGCCGCCAUUGUCGGCCUAGGCGGUAUCGGUAAGACCCAGAUCGCCCUGCAGUUGGCAUACUGGACAAAGAAAAACCGGCCCGAGUUCUCCAUCUUCUGGGUACCGGCGUUGAGCAAGGCGACCUUUGAACAAGCCUUCACCACGAUGGCUAGGGAGCUCCCUAUCCAGAGUGGCAGCAAGGACGAUGAUGUCAAAGAGUCUCUGCGGCGGUACCUAAGCUCCGGGGCAGCCGGGCCGUGGCUUCUCGUAGUGGACAACGCGGACGACGGAGAUGUUCUCUUUGGAUCUGCAGAUAUGCCAGGCGGCAUCAGCGAGUACCUUCCGGAAAGCGACGACGGCAUCACCCUGUUCACGACACGAUCUCGAGAAGUAGCCGUGUCGGCUACCGGCAGCGAUGUGAUCGAGCUGCACGCGAUGGACCCGCUGGAGGCGGCGGACUACCUGGAGAAGCUGCUGAUUGGGGGCAGUAAAACAGGGGCGGCCGAACUGCUAAAGGAGCUCAGCUACCUUCCAUUGGCGAUCACACAGGCGGCGGCGUACCUGAACACGAUCCGAGUGCCAAUUGCAGAGUAUCUGAGACUACUACGAGGGGCGGACCGGGAGGCGGCUAGUUUAAUGAGCCGAGAGUUCUACGAUGGCACUCGGUACAGGGGCUCACAGAACGCUGUAGCGGCAACAUGGCUUGUGUCUUUCGACCAGAUUCGCAAAUCCGACGGCGCCGCGGCCGACCUACUAGCGUUCCUAUCGUGCAUCGAACCGAAGGAAAUUCCGCAGUCGAUCCUGCCGCGCUUUGAGUUAGAAGAGCAGAUGGUGCAUGCGGUUGGCACACUGUGUGGAUACGCCUUCCUGACCAGGCGUGGGGAUAGUAGGGUCUUCGAUAUGCAUAGUCUGGUGCACUUGGCAACGCGAAUCUGGGUUCAGCGAGAAGGCCUGACGGCAACGACGGAUGAAAAGGCGACUCGACAUCUUGCAGCAGUUUUCCCAUCUGACGAUUACACGAAUCGCAACGUUUGGAGAGAGUACCUUCCGCAUGCUUUCAGGGUAUUACAGUAUAGCAAAGAGCUUGAUAUAGAGGAGAAGUCCGAUUUGUUGUUCUGGAUGGGACGGUGUUUGAGAAUGGAUGGACGGAUCAAGGAAGCUAUUAAGAGUUUGGAAGAGGCUUGCCAAUGGAGGAAUCGUCAUUUUGCCGAAGACCACCCCUCCCGGCUCGCCUCGCAGCACGCGCUUGCAGGAGCCUACCAGGCCAACGGCCAGGUCAAAGAGGCUGUCGUACUGCUCGAGCAGGUCGUUGCUAUUCGUAAGCAAGUCCUCGCCGAAGACCACCCCAACCGGCUUGCCUCGCAGCACGCGCUCGCAGGAGCCUACCAGGCCAACGGCCAGGUCAAAGAGGCUGUCGUACUGCUCGAGCAGGUCGUUGCUAUUCAUAAGCAAGUCCUCGCCGAAGACCACCCCAACCGGCUUGCCUCGCAGCACGCGCUUGCAGGAGCCUACCAGGCCAACGGCCAGGUCAAAGAGGCUGUC
Messenger RNA from Dichotomopilus funicola, 2712 nucleotides. Its product is annotated as putative kinesin light chain. NCBI's taxonomy places the organism in Eukaryota, Fungi, Ascomycota, Sordariomycetes, Sordariales, Chaetomiaceae. The annotation marks the transcript as partial. Gene Ontology annotation, molecular function: ADP binding; protein binding. The record is from RefSeq and is a predicted model, not a curated record. The transcript has 6 exons.